This is a messenger RNA of Colletes gigas, 6085 nucleotides long. RefSeq lists its product as uncharacterized. The record is from RefSeq and is a predicted model, not a curated record. Gene Ontology annotation, cellular component: RNA polymerase II, holoenzyme. Gene Ontology annotation, molecular function: RNA polymerase II complex binding. Gene Ontology annotation, biological process: mRNA 3'-end processing. Bases 3 to 3815 code for a protein of 1270 amino acids. The transcript has 8 exons. NCBI's taxonomy places the organism in Eukaryota, Metazoa, Arthropoda, Insecta, Hymenoptera, Colletidae.
UAAUGGCUACAAGUGACUUUGAUGUGGAGCUCUUUGAGCGAAGACUUCACACGCUGAAGGAUUCACAGGAGUCGAUACAAGGUCUUUCGGCUUGGUGUCUGGAAAGGCGGCAACAUCAUAAAAAGAUUGUCGCUACUUGGCUACAAGUGCUGAAAAAGGUAAAAGUUGAGCAUCGUCUCACACUUUUUUACCUGGCAAACGAUGUUAUCCAAUACUCGAAAAGAAAAAACUUUGAGUUUGUGGAGUCAUGGGGCACCACUCUACAACGUGCAACGACUAUGGUCAGAGACGAAAAAGUGAAACAUCGUAUACUGAGGAUUUUCAAAAUAUGGGAUCAGAGACAAGUAUACGACGAGGAGUUCCUUGCGGAUUUGUCUGGGUUAAUCUCGGCAGCUCCGAAAAAGAAACUAGAUCCUCAACCGAUGGCACCUCCAGAGGAAUUUCAAGCCGCCCUGCUUAUCUCUACGAUGAGAUCUUGUGCGACGUUGGAACAAGCAACGGACGCACGACUGCGAGAUCUGCGGGAAAGCAAUAUCGACGUGGAAAAUGCGGAAGAAUUGUGUGCUUCUUUGAAAGAUCGCAGGAGAGUGGAAGAUGCAGAGAAAGAAGUUGACUCUGCAGUGAGAAACGUUGAAAAUUAUGUUCGCGCAUUAGAAGCGGAAAUCAGAGAAAGGACACAAGUUCUUGAACUGUUAGAACAGGCUGAUCAGUUUUAUGAAACCCAGAGAGGAGAAGUGAAAAUAGUUACUAACGCGUACAGGAAUUUCGGGAGUCGAGUAAAAAACUUAAAAAAGAAAUUGGACGAACUUCUACCUACGUUGAUUUCUCCAAUUCCGUCGCCGGAUAUAAACGCUCCAUCUCCGAGUCCUGAUAGCGACAUAGAACUUCCAGGAGAUGAGGAUCAGCCUCAAAGUCAGUUAGGAAUCAUAGAUGUAGCACCACCAUCGAUGUAUGGAUCAUAUUCGCACGAGUAUGAUCCUGUACCAGUACCAGCACCAGAAUUGGGUCAAGGCAAUGAUUCUGGUGAUUUUACUAAUAAUUUUUCGUCCUUUAUAGGAGGAAAUAUGGAUUUUGGUAGUAUGAGAAAUUUAUUUAACGAAAGAUCAUCGACGCCUACUGGAAUGUCGCAACAAUAUAACGAUUCUUUAGAGGCUAAACCAAUAGAAGUAAUCAACUUGAGGCCCUCCAAGAACGAAAGUAGUAAUGCAGAUUUUAAUAUCUCUAGCUUUUUAAAGACUGUUCUUCCUUCUUCUGACGGAUCCCAAGACCCCGGUGGAAUACCGGGUCUUGGACUAGAUAUCUCCGACGCGCAAGUGGAAUCACCACAGCGUUCGAGUUAUAGACAUUCGCCUAUAUUAGGACAGCAUCCGGUAACCCCUGUGAUCUCAAGAAUGAUGAGUAAUCAGAGUACGACAUUGGGUGUAAAUAAUUGCCAGUUAAGUCACAGUACUCCACUACCUGUAAGGAACUUGUCCGGCGAGUCACAUACCCCUUCCCCCUACUCCAGUCAAAACAGUCAGAGUAAUAUUACCGGCCCUUUCGACGGCCCUACCACUAACAAUACCGUUAAUCCCUUACCACCUCCCCCGUUACCUCCGCCUAUAUUUCUUGACGAUGAAAAUUGUUAUAACAAGUUGCCACCUAAAUUCCCCACGUGGACUCCUCCGAGCGAAAGUAUCAAGGAACCGGCCAAGUGGGAAGAAAAGGCGGGUUUCGCUAUAUCUUCAGGCAAAAAUAGUAUGAACCCAACCUGGCCUGGUGAGUGUGAUGAUAAGACGAAGACGUGGAUGGACGGGGAUUCGGAUAGGUGGGACCCCAGUAACGAGACCACGUGGGUAAACACUGGUAGAGGAAAAAAUGAAAUUUUAUCUGAAACGCCAGAAUCGCCCCCUAUGUACGAAAAAGCUGGAUUUACAGAUCCGGUAGAGUACGACGAUCCUCAACCGCAAGAAUCUCUCCUAAGUACUACUGGCGACGUGGAUCAUAGAGUAAUACCAAUCCCGAUGAACGUGGAAAAUCAAUUGCCGUACCGGCUGAUAAAAGCAGCGGACGUCGAUCAUCGUAAUCUGAUCAGCUUGACAGGAAGUCCGGCGAAUCACAACGUCAGCGAGAGCUCUAUGAACACGAUACCCAAUAGUAGUAGUCUGUGGUCGACGGGCGAUCAGGAUUACCGGCAACACAUGCAGCCUGGCGACAUCGUGGAAAGCGUCGAUAUGGAGAUGUCGGACGACGAGACCGACAGUAAACCAAAGGGAAGGGUAUUGGUCGACGUGAGGUCCCAGGACAGGGACAUGAGAGUCGGUAAUCCGUCAGCGUCGUCACAGCACAUGGACAUGGACAUGCGUAUGAUCCCUCUCCCCUCCGGGCAAAUGCCCGGCUCUCACGGUCAAAUGAUGCAAGACGUGCGAAUGAUGCAUUCGGGGCCCCCGCCACCUCCGCCCCCGCCUCCACAGUUUCAUCCGGGUCAACCGUCGUUUCAUCAGGACCAAGCGGACUUUCGUCACAACCCGUCCGGGGAUUUUCAUCCGUCCCAGUCGAAUUUCCACCAGAACAGGCCGCCGCCCAGCUUCCUGCAGAAUCAGGACUUCGGUCAGCAGGAGUUCCACCCAAUGCACCAGAACCAGCCGGACUUUCCGCAACAGGACUUCGAGUACCGCGACAAUCAUAAUCUAAGAUCGAGUCAGGAAUUCCUCGGCGAGCCGCAGAUGCGUGGCAGGUACUCGCAGCCCUCGGAGCAUCAGCAUCGAGACAUGGCCUUCCAUCGGAACGAGAGAGGUGGCCGCGGUGGCCGGGGUUUCCCAAGGAAUCGACGGGACCGGUAUUCCGACGAGCACAACAAACAGAGGAGCUUGCAGAACAGUCGGAAACAACGGUCGCAGGAUCAUCACAGGUCCUCGCCCGAGAUCUUGCCCAACAGUCGACCGCUGUUGUUACAGCCGCCGGACACGGUGGUCAUUCUCGACGAGGAGGGUAUGCCGAUAGGACUCCCGGACGACAAGGACAGUCCAGCGAACGUGGAGCUUGUGCCGGAAGCGGAUCAGGAAGAAAUCGUGCAAACCCUAUCGUCUCUGGAUCGUAGAUCGUCCCACGGUACGCCUAACUCCCGCGACCUGGACCAGCCCGUCUACCCAGGCGGGUCGAAUCUCAUUCACGAACACGAACUGCCCUCCGUGGAGCCCGACGACCUGCCGCCGAGUCAGACGGUGACGAUCGUGCCCGUGAUAACGGAUCCCAAGGACCCCCAGCACGCUCAGUACGUACCGAUAUCGGAAUACGAGGAGCACGUGCAGUCGGAACCGCUGGCGUCGGAGAAGACCUGCGACAUCGGCGAGUCGCUCGAGACCCUCGGCCAGGAAGCGAGUUUCGUCGAGCAGCUACCCACGGAGCAAAUGGACGAUCCGUCGAGCAACGAUCUCAAGAGACCGUCGACGAACGGCAGCUUCGACGAGCAGAACGACGUCGCGAACUGCAAGAAGCGAAUGCUGGCGAACGGACCCCAGACGCCGACCAGCAUCGACGCGGGCGUCAACGGGCCGAUUCCUCAAGUGUCCGCGGACGCUCACUCGGGGAUUUACGAUUUCGAGGGGCCCGUGGGGCCCAAUUUCCGACCACGCAUCGGCGGUCCCGUUCCGUUUCCCCCGUGGAGAGGCGGCCCGCCGCGCGGCAGGGGCUUCAGGGGCGGACCCAGAGCGCCCUGGAUGGACAGAGGGCCUCGUGGCCCAGCGAUCGGCAGUUUCAUGCCCAGGGGCCUGAAACGUGGCGGACAGUUCAGGGGCAACGGUUUCAGGGGCCGGGGACGCGGUAACAAUUGGUAAAGAGAGGACGCCAAACCGCGACAAAACGUGCGCCCUCGUUGCAAUUCGUACGAAGAGAAGUGACCCGCGCCGCUUUCGACGACCGUUUUCUACGUUGUAUCAUCGGGAAGCGACACGGUUGGUCGUGACGUAACCGGCCGCGCGAGCGCCGCCAUUGGAAAAAAUGAAUCCUCGUGUGUGCGCGAGGCAGACGAGCACGAGACUGUUUGUGCGUUAUUUUCGAGUGACAAGAGCCAAUGCAAGACUUUAUUUUAUACGCUGUGUUUGUCGUUUUCGAACCCACUGGUCGUAUUAGGGUAAUCAAUUAGUCAUAUAAAUAUAGGAUUCUCAUAUUUUGAUAAGAGGUAAACGCGACGACAAGUGUAAGAUCAAAGUAUCCAUAUCGUUUCAUUUUACGAAUCGUGCGUAUUGGUCACCGAUCAACCAUUUCGCGAUGCUUGGUCUUCCGCGCAUCUACCUUGCGCAUGCACGUCGUUCGAACGAAAGAUCACCUUUUUUUUUACUGGCGGCGCUCGUGCGCCCUAACGUUACGAGGAACUUUUUUUUAUCACCCGGUGUACAUACGACAGCUCGUAUCGUCGAGCUUGGGACAUUAUGCGUGUUAUCUCUUCGCCUGGAGGAAAGGGGGAAGUGAUCCCAGAUUGCGAGAUCUCCUCGCGCGGAGGAUUUACGUUUCUGUGCGAUCGUUUCGCCUAUAUACAUAUAUAAAUAAACUAUAUAAAUAUAUAGAUAUAAAAAGGUAUCACACGUACACACUCACGGAGAGCUCGAACUCACACAUACUGCACGGAUCUUCGAAGAUUGCCCCCGAACGAUUUUCGUCCAUUGAAAAAAAUUAUGUUUUCUUACGACGGUGCCGGUAAUUCCUUGUUCAAAGUGAGAAUUUAAGCAGGAGAUUAUUCAAAGGCUUUUAUAUUUCUCAUUGUAUCGCCGUGAGAGUAUUAUCAAUGAAUAGAUGAGUAACAAUAGUUUCGAAAUAGCGCUAAUGAUAUCGUGUUUGGUCUAAUUUUCACGGGGAAAAUCUCAUCGAUCUAUCGAUAAUACUUUCGUAAAGAUAUACUGAAAAAUAUAAAAGUUAUAAAAGCUGAGCAAGGAAGAGCUGCAACGCUUUUAAUCUUUUGGCCGCGCGAUACGAAAUAAUAAUUUCGAAUGAUACUGUUCGUCGAGUUUGAAUCUUCGUUCAGGGACAAUCGCUGCAGCUCCCGGUAUACAUGUAUGUACAACGUUUGUUAAGAUCUGGAUCGCAUUAUCGAAGCGACGCGCGUCGGUUCGGUGAUCGAGAAUUUACCUUCUAGGAUUGUACGUAAGGCAACGAAACGUCUGUUUCCGCGCGUACGCGCGAACGAACGCAAGCAGAUUGUAUUUAUGAACAGAUUCUCUCCGUCGAUUCUCAUUUCGUCUUCGCUUGCCUCUACGCGAGGGGUUCGGUCCACGAAACAGGCGUAUCAAUGAACCUUCAAAGCUGUAUUAAUAAAAAUGCAAUGUUUAUGUUCUGGUCCACUUCGUACAUUUCCCUUGAAUUAUUUUUCUUUUUCUCGAGGCCGCAACGUGGAAAUUCUUGUCAAUCGGUCGCGCGAGAUCGAGGAAAAUCACGAGAACGGGCGACGAGGACUGGGACCGCGACGCGCGACGUGCUCGUAUCUCGUUCGCGUUUUCGUUUCGUUUACGUCAUUUUAUACACAACGAUUUUCCGUACGAUCUCGCUCGCGUCGAGAAACCACGAAACCGAAACCUAUGUAUACGUUCGCGUAUGUGUAACACGACAAUCUCCGGACGGAAAUACUUUAUCCUUUUAUCGCUUAAGACGAUCCUGUACCUUUGUUGGCGAUUAAUCGUUAGACGGUAGAAUUGUAAGUUCGGCAAGCAAACGAAUCGUUGUCGGAACGUCUCGCGUGGACAACGCUGGCAAAGCGCACAGGAAACAAUGUGUAGCAAGACGGAAAAUCCUUGGAAAAAAAAACAAUCGUUUAAUAAAACAUUGCAAAUUUACCGAGGAUCCUUGCCGGCACUCGUUCGACGAAACCGUGAUCCCCGCAUUACGUACACUGUAUUUCUUUCGAACCCCCCUUGUUCGUUUCACCCCCCUUUAAAGCAUUCCGAGCCGAGCACGUUUCAUUUCGUCCGCCGUGUUUUGCGACGCGGAGGAACCGAAGCGUCUCGGUGAUUCAGUUUCGUUCGCAGAUCCGUGGCCGUGGUCGUGAAUAUCGUGUUUCCAUAGAUCCAUAGCCUCUUUCGUUUCUUGCAUCGUCCGGUUAGUUCGCGCGUUUCGC